Penicillium lagena is the source of this 1464-nucleotide messenger RNA. Its product is annotated as rhomboid family membrane protein. Bases 1 to 1464 code for a protein of 487 amino acids. The record is from RefSeq and is a predicted model, not a curated record. Gene Ontology annotation, cellular component: membrane. NCBI's taxonomy places the organism in Eukaryota, Fungi, Ascomycota, Eurotiomycetes, Eurotiales, Aspergillaceae. The transcript has 3 exons. Gene Ontology annotation, biological process: proteolysis. Gene Ontology annotation, molecular function: serine-type endopeptidase activity.
AUGGACCGACCAUUACCACCAGUCCCCGGAUACGGCUUCCCGGGCCCCAACACAUACAGAGACGACGACCCGGCUGUUCCUUACCACUCGCGAUACAGCCAACAAUCACUCGCUUCGGAUGGCGGAGGAUACCAAACUUCCGGUCGCAUGGCGGAUGGCGACCAGUACGCCGAGAACAUACCACUCAAGUCCGCGACACAAAACGCCCACACGAACCCGGAGUGGAUGGACCGACCGCCAUCACCAGGAGGAUUCUAUGAUAAUGAUCGUCAAAAUAGCCGGCGUAAACGAGGGGGGUUCUUCAGCAAAAAGCCCGCGUGGGUGACGUGGACCUUGACAGCAGCUCAGAUUAUCGUUUUCAUCGUCGAGCUGGUGAAGAGUGCGCAACUGACCGGUUCUCCAAUCGAAACACAUCCCACCUUCAAUCCUAUGAUCGGCCCUUCGCCGUAUGUCCAGAUCUGGAUGGGAUCGCGCUACGUCCCCUGCAUGAAAAACAUGAACACCGUCCAAAACAACGUCAACCAGACCCUUUGGGCGUGCCCCAACACCACCCAAGCCAUCGCUGCGUGCUCGCUCAAGGAGAUCUGUGGGUUCAGCGGCUCCGUUCCCAACCCCCACCCCGGAGGGUCCCUCUCCCAGCAGCCGGCGCCAAAUCAAUGGUUUCGCUUUAUUGUGCCGAUCUUUUUGCAUGGCGGCUUCGUUCAUAUUGGUUUCAAUCUGCUGGUCCAGUUGACCAUGGGCGCCGACAUGGAGCGGAUGAUUGGCAUCUGGCGCUAUACUCUCACUUAUUUUGCUAGCGGAAUCUUCGGUUUUGUGCUCGGUGGCAACUACUCUGAAUACCUCGAGUCGGCCGACGGCUGCUCGGGCUGUCUGUUUGGUAUUCUGGCGCUCUACUUAUUGGAUCUACUAUACGACUGGCCCAACCGCGACUCUCGCUGGAUAGAGUUGCUCAUCAUGGUUCUGGGCGUGGGAGUUUCGUUUGUGUUGGGUCUGUUGCCUGCACUGGAUAAUUUUUCGCAUAUUGGAGGUUUCAUCAUGGGCCUGGCCAUCGGCUUGAGUAUCAUGCGAUCUCCCAACAAUCUCCGAGAACGAAUCGGCCUAGCGCGCGAGCCGUAUGUCGCGAUGAGCGGCGGAGCUGGCCAGGCCGCGCCCGAAGACAGCAAUCCAUCGCGGUCCAAGUUGAUGGACUUCCUCAAAGGCCGAGGGGGAGUGGUCUUGUCGGGUGAUGGCUCCGAGGUCACCUCGAAAAACCCAAUCAACUUCUUCAAAGGGCGCAAGCCGCUCUGGUGGUUGUGGUGGUUUGUCCGGGCAGGCAGCCUGGUUGCGGUGCUGAUCGGGUUUAUUUUGCUCAUCACCAAUUUCUACAAUACCUACGAGUCCAACUGCUCAUGGUGCUACCGCCUGAGUUGCCUGCCGGUGAAUGGCUGGUGCAAACAGCAGCAGGUAGCAUCUGUGCGUCCUUAG